AUGAAAUUUACUCUGUACAAAUAUACAAAAUUACUUAAGCAUGAAUACAACAAUAGGAAUAGCUUAAAAUGGCUAUGUUUCGUUAUUUUUUCUUGUAUAAUCGUUGUAUUAUUUUUGCAAUUCAUACAAUAUAUAACGAUAAGAUCUGACUAUGUGGCACUGCCAGAAAGAAUUAAGCACAAUAACAACUUCUUUGUUAAAACAAAAGGAUGUAGGAUUCCUUUCAUGGAUGCAUGGGACAACUCGAUAAAAAAAUAUGUAAAAAAAGUAAAGGCCCCAAUUUGCAAUAAUGGGAAACCAGCGUUAUUUGGUUUUAAUUUCACUUCAAUUUUCUUGAUUGAAUCAUCUUUAGAGGUGUACAAUAUUACUGAGAAAAGUUUGCUUACUUGUUGUUAUCAAAAUAUAACUAGGCAAAAUCCAAAACUAAAAGAGAACGACAAUAAAAUGUCUAUUGGCAAAAUCUGCACACCUGUAAAAGAAGGUGUAGCAAGUAUUAAGGAUGAAUAUAUUAUUCUUACGUGUGACUACAAUAAAACUAAAGUAUAUACGGAUGUAUUUUGGUUUGUACCUUCUAAAAUUGACAAGGAAAAGCAGAAAACAUUUGACGUACACCCUUUAAACGUUUUAAUUGUGGGUUUAGAUGCAGUAUCCAGAUUAAAUUUACAUAGACAAAUGCCCAAAACUGUUGAUUAUCUCCAUAGCAUAGGAUCCAUAGAACUGCUUGGUUACAAUAAAGUCGGCGAUAAUACAUUUCCGAAUCUAAUACCUGUGUUGACAGGACAAUUUGAGGAAGAAAUUAAAAAAACGUGUUGGCUAAAAAAUCUUCAUUUUGACAACUGUACAUAUUUGUGGGACUUAUAUAAGGAAAGGGGAUAUGUAACUUCAUUCGGAGAAGAUUCAACGUGGAUGGGUUUAUUUAAUUACCAACGUAGGGGAUUCACAAAUCAACCUACCGAUUAUGCGUAUGGUUAUUACAACCGUAUAUCGGAAAAAAAAAUUGGGAAUUCUCACAACUUUAAUGUUUUUGAAUGUAUUGGGUCUAGAGAUAUUUACAAAGAUCUUUUAAAUUAUAUGACGAGUGUUACGUUGAGAAUGAAAAUGGAUGAGACACCUUAUUUUGCCUUUUACUGGGGAGCUAGCUUAUCCCAUGAUUAUUUAAAUAAACCCAGUAUUGGUGACGGUGAUUAUUUAAGAUAUUUUAGGAACCUAAAGGAUCAAGGUUAUUUAGAAGACACUGUUUUAAUAUUCAUGAGCGAUCAUGGAAUUCGAUGGGGAGAUAUUCGUCAAACAUAUCAAGGCAGAAUGGAAGAACGAAUGCCUUUUGUAUUUAUAAGACUUCCCGAAUGGUAUAUUAAAAAGUUUGAUCAAGCUUACAAUAACUUAUUGGAAAAUGUCCAUAAACUAACUACACCAUUUGAUUUGCACGAAACAAUAAAGGAUCUACUAGACCCGUACCAACUGACGGCUGAUUAUUUACACAAUAGGGACACAUCGAAUCAUCGCGGUAUUAGUUUAUUCAGUGACAUCCCAGAAACAAGAACUUGUGAAUCUGCUGCCAUUGAUGCACAUUGGUGUACAUGUCAACAGAGCGUUGAAAUAUCAACCAAUCACACAACGGUGGUAGAAGCGGGUAACUAUAUUGUUUCUCAUAUGAAUAGCCUCCUUGAAGGGAAUGCCGAAUGUGCUAAUUUGGUUUUGGAUCAAAUUGUGAAUGCUAGACUUAUGGUUCACGGCAAAAAAAUUAUGGGAGGAAAAUUGCAAUUUCAAGAUUACAUGAUUACUGUUAGAACUCUUCCGGGGGAAGGACUAUUUGAAAAUACAGUAAGAUAUUUUUUAAACAGUAAGACUUUCAAUGUAACUGGCACAAUUAGUAGAUUGAAUAUGUAUGGGAGUCAGAGUGCAUGCAUAACUGAUUACCAUUUGAAAUUGUAUUGCUUUUGCAAAUCUUUAUUAUGAUUUUGAUCUUCUAGAACAAG
Molecule: messenger RNA, 1976 nt
Organism: Aethina tumida (small hive beetle)
Lineage: Eukaryota; Metazoa; Arthropoda; Insecta; Coleoptera; Nitidulidae
Exons: 3
Coding region: 1-1956 (651 amino acids)
Source: RefSeq, a predicted model, not a curated record